Messenger RNA from Bipolaris maydis ATCC 48331, 617 nucleotides. The record is from RefSeq and is a predicted model, not a curated record. NCBI's taxonomy places the organism in Eukaryota, Fungi, Ascomycota, Dothideomycetes, Pleosporales, Pleosporaceae.
UUGCUGUCAUACACACCUGUGCAUGUGUGUACAUACACGUACAUUCACAUACAUGUACUUGUACACAAAACCUCCCUCUCCCGCUGCACACCGACAAGGCGUGCCUGAGCCGUCUGGAAUCCCGUGUCCCGGCCAUCUAUCCCGCUGCCAUUGCUGUUGACCUUCCGACCCCAGUCUCCUAGCCUAAUUUAGGCUCUUGCCUGCCUCCUUCUCCUUGCCAAUACUUCCAAAUGUACACACACACACAUACAUACUUGUACCCAACUACGUACAUGAUCAAGCCAGUUCGACCCGUCGAUCUUACUGGUUCUUGUCGAUCUUGAGUCGACGUCCUAAAUUGGCCAGGGCGCACCCAAUGCCGCUCCCUAAUUUGACAACUGCAGCGCCCCCAAAAAGUAGUCGGUCCAUAGUUUUCCACAUAAGCGAGCUCUACCACCCACUCUUCCUCCGCCUCCCUGUCCGGCCUCUCGUCCUCUUCCAUCUUAUCGACCGAGACACAAUCAAACAGUCCAAGUCAUACAGUCGAUCCUUCGCCCCUCUUGGCUCCCUCCGCCAGUUCGUGAUUACUGACAUUGGCUGCGUCUCUUAUCUUUCCCAGGAUUCGAACUGCGUCUGGG